This is a messenger RNA of Colletotrichum lupini, 1161 nucleotides long. RefSeq names its product alcohol dehydrogenase. The record is from RefSeq and is a predicted model, not a curated record. NCBI's taxonomy places the organism in Eukaryota, Fungi, Ascomycota, Sordariomycetes, Glomerellales, Glomerellaceae. The transcript is spliced from 6 exons. Gene Ontology annotation, molecular function: oxidoreductase activity. The coding region runs from base 1 to 1161 and encodes 386 amino acids.
AUGGCGACUAUCAUGGGCGGCGAAAGCAACCACAACCGCGCGGUUGUAUACACGGAGCCCGGCACCACCCAAACGGAGGUCGUAGAACUACCGAUCCCGGAGCCUGGCCCCGGGGAGGUUUUGGUUCGGCUACAAUACUCUGGUGUCUGUCAUACCGAUUACGGCUUUUGCAUGAAUGCAUUCUCAUCGGUCCCAUUUCCUACACCAAAAGGUCAAGUUGGUGGCCAUGAGGGUACGUCAAAAACUCCACGUCGACUUUCGAGUCUUCCAUCACACCCCCGAUUGAGUUCAAUUGUCACUAAUGUUCUCCCAGGAGUCGGCGAGGUUGUCGCCGUAGGCACAGGCGUCACAUCACCUGCAAUCGGUGAUAGGGUGGGAAUCAAAUACGCGGCAGAUGCAUGUCUCAACUGCGAUCGAUGUCUUCAAGGCGGCGAAUCAUCAUGCGCACAGGUUAAACUCUCUGGCUACUUCACCCCCGGCACAUUCCAACAGUACUGCAUAUCGACGGCACGAUACGUCACUCCCAUCCCCGCAGGCCUCGACUCAGCAGAGGCCGCCCCUCUCAUGUGCGGCGGCAUCAGCGUCUACACAGCCCUCAAGCGCGCAGACGCCCGUCAUGGCGACUGGGUUGUCAUCGUGGGAGCCGGCGGGGGCCUCGGUCAUCUCGCUAUCCAGUACGCCCACGUGAUUGGGUGCCGCGUCUUGGCCAUGGAUAUCGGCAGCAAGGAGAACUUCUGCCGCGACCUUGGGGCGACGGAAUUCGUUGACUUCACGGCCUACCCCAGCGACGAGGACCUCACGGCAGCGAUUAAGAAAAUUACGGGCGGAGGGGCGAGAAUCGUGCUCAUGUGCUCGUCUAACAAGAAGGCCUACGUGCAGUCUCCAAAGUGGCUCGGGUUCAGGGGCAAGCUUGUGUGCUUGGGUGUUCCCGAGAACAGCAGCCCGGCGAUCGCGGACGUCGAACCCAUGCUUGUGGACGAGUUGACUAUUUUUGGUGUCAAGACUGGUAACAGACUGGAAGCCAAGGAAUGUCUGGAGAUCGCAGCACAAGGCAACAUCAAAACUCACUUCCAACUGCGACGAAUGAGAAGCUUGACGAAGAUUUUCAAUGAGAUGGAAUCUGGGGGUAUCCAAGGACGUGUCGUGAUUGACUUGAAGUAG